AGAAUAAAAGGACAUAUUAACUUACUUUUAACCUUCGCCCUUGAACUUUAUCUGAAGCUGUCACCUUUCUCGUCUUGGUACUUUCUUACACUUCUUUCUCACGGCUCUCAUUCACCAUAUACCUCUCCUCCCUUUACCAGCGGCAAAAGCCCUCCCUCACGGAAGUCAUGGACAAGCGAUCUACAAGUAGGACGACGUCCUCAACCCAAGAGCCCACACACCUGGACCUUGCGGAGUACCAGGCAGAAUGGGCCAGGAUUCAUGAAAACACAAUCCGGCAGCUUGAGCAGCUUGAGCAGCUCAAAGCAAGCGGACAAUCAGGAAAGGUCUCGGGAGCAGGGUCCCAGAGAUCUCCCUCAACUCAGUCCCCCAGCUGACAAUCCACCACGACGCGAUUCUCUUCACGAAAAAAAAAAAAACCUUCUUACGAUGGCCUUCGGUGCCGGUUGAAAUAAGACAUCCAUCAUAGCGUGGCGCGUACUGGUUCUUGGAUUUGAUUGCUAUUGAGCCAUCGAAAUUGGCAUAGUUUUAUGGCGUUGGCAGGGCAAAACUUUGAUAUCCCAUCUUCUAUGUUUUUACUUAUUGUGGUAUCGGUACCUUGAAACUUUCUUUACUUGAUACCAAUUUUGCCUUUUCGUUGAUCAAAAAUAAAUAUUUGAAUUAAUUCCUCUUCUAUGUGACAGUAAUAUAUAUUGAUUGUUCUUUGCUGCGAGAA
Messenger RNA from Aspergillus caelatus, 715 nucleotides. RefSeq lists its product as uncharacterized. NCBI's taxonomy places the organism in Eukaryota, Fungi, Ascomycota, Eurotiomycetes, Eurotiales, Aspergillaceae. Bases 168 to 377 code for a protein of 69 amino acids. The record is from RefSeq and is a predicted model, not a curated record. The transcript has 2 exons.